Messenger RNA from Danio aesculapii, 3588 nucleotides. It is a transcript of the gene pxk, whose product is annotated as PX domain containing serine/threonine kinase. Gene Ontology annotation, molecular function: actin binding; phosphatidylinositol binding; protein kinase activity. Gene Ontology annotation, biological process: early endosome to late endosome transport; protein phosphorylation; protein targeting to lysosome. Lineage: Eukaryota; Metazoa; Chordata; Actinopteri; Cypriniformes; Danionidae. The record is from RefSeq and is a predicted model, not a curated record. The transcript is spliced from 18 exons. The coding region runs from base 109 to 1830 and encodes 573 amino acids. Gene Ontology annotation, cellular component: extrinsic component of endosome membrane; early endosome; late endosome.
ACAGACGCUCUCGCUGUACCGUCACGUCCCAUUUCUGACCGGGGCGGGCUCUCGGUUACCGAGCCCUGUCGAACCGGGCGGCCGUUUUGCUGUUGUUUUUGAUCCGGGAUGGCGUUCAUGGAGCAGCAGCAGCAGCCGUUGUCCGGGAGGAAGCCGCCGCUGGACGACACCGUGCCGUUGAGCGCCGUGAUCGAAGCCAGCCAGAGUUUACAGUCGCACACGGAGUACAUCAUUCGAGUCCAAAGGGGCGUUUCAACAGACAACAGCUGGACGGUCAUCCGCAGAUACAGUGACUUCGACAUGCUGAAUAACAGUUUACUGAUAUCAGGCCUAAACCUGCCACUUCCUCCUAAGAAGCUGUUAGGAAACAUGGACCGUGAGUUUAUAGCUGAGCGCCAGAAGGGUCUACAGUCCUACCUGAACUACAUCACACGACAUCACAUCCUGUGCAGCUGCGAGCUGGUCAAAAAGUUUCUCGACACUAAUAAUUAUUCAGCUAACUACACAGAAAUAGCCUUACAGCAGGUGUCCAUGUUCUUCAGAUCUGAUCCGAAAUGGGAGGUUGUUGAGCCGUUAAAAGACAUUGGCUGGCGUUUGCGAAAGAGGUACUUUUUAGUCAAAGACAAAGAUCAGCCCAAAGAGAAACAAGUAUUAAGUUGGGUUGAUUUGGGUCCAGAUAAAUUCCUGUCUGACAAAGAUCUCCAGUCUGCAAUGAAGCUGCUGCCAACUUUGUCUCAUUCAAACAUCUCUCCUGUCAGUUUCGCCACUACCAGUGAAUCUUCUGCGCUAAUCAUCCGAGUUUUCAGUGAGAAAGGAACGCUAAGGGAUCACAUUUGCAAGGUGAAGCCCAAAGAGCCCUUUCUGAGGAAGUAUUGCAAUCCCAAGAAGAUCCAGGGUUUGGAGCUGCAGCAGAUCCGCACGUUCGGGAGACAGAUUCUGGAGGCAUUAAAAUUUCUCCAUGACAAAGGUUUUCCUUAUGGGCAUCUUCACGCGUCUAAUGUCCUGAUCGACGAAAACACCUGUAAACUGCUGGAUGUAGAGAAUUCAUUACUGGGACUGCCGUCUUACUACAGGCCUUAUGUGACACAGUUCAGGAAAAUUAACACCACAGAAAGUAUAGACGUUUACUCGUUUGGACACUUGCUGUAUGAAAUGACGUACGGCCGUCCGCCUGACGCUGUUCCUGUAGAUCAGUGUCCUCCGGCUCCAUUCUCAUCCGUCGUCUCUGUUCUUCAGUCCAUUCUGUCCACUGAAGCUUGCAAAACAGGAAUGCCAACCGUUUCCCAACUGCUGCAAACAUCGUUAUUCAAUGACGUGCUGCUGUUCAACUCUGAAAAACCCCAGUUUAAGAUCAGCUCUAAAUUAAAGGAGGCCCUGAAAUCCUCCAAAGAGGGUUUGGAGAAGCGUCUGGUGGAGGAGCAGAGGACGAUCCACCAGCACAAGCGACUGACCCGAGCGCAGUCACACCACGGCUCAGAGGAGGAAAAGAGGAAGAGAAAGAUUUUGGCUAGAAAGAAAUCAAGACAGUCAACGUAUGAAAUUGAGGAGGAUCUCUCUGUCAAAUAUAACAACAACUCUGCAGGUUCUGGAGCGAGUUCACCUCCAACCUGCCCGUCCUCUCCUACUCCUCUACCCGGAUCAGGAGCUCCUCUUCCUCCUCCUCCUCCUCCCCCUCCACCUCCUCCCGGGAUCGACUCCAACCCUCCGUCUCUCUCUCCUCCCAGUGCCAACGGUGUGGGCAGAGGUGCCCUCCUCAGCUCCAUCCAGUCCUUCAGCAAAAACAAACUGAAAAAAGCAGAGACUGUUGACCGCAGCGGCCCACGCUUGUGAAGAAGAAACAACAACAACAAAAAGAAACGCUCGUCUUGUUUUAGUGCAAUUCGUCCACUCAAAGUCUUUUAGCAACUUGCGUCUAGCAGUGAAAAGUGACUGUUUGUGAUCGAACUUUGUUGCCAUUCAAUUCCAGCAGAGCCCUGGUUUUAGGUUUUUUUUUUGUUUGUCAAGCUGCUCGACGUAAACUAAACAAUUCUGCUUGGACCAGCUGUUGUAUUUAAAAAAACGGACAUACGCGCUCAUUCGGACAAACAAUACGACCCUCUUUAUUUAGAAGUACUGUCUUACGAAGGCAUUAAUUGGUGGAGAAUGCAGGCAACACAUUAAUUUUUUGACAAUAAUUAACGUAACGUAAACAGUUCUGCUUUGACCAGCUGUCGCAUUAAAAUUCAGGACUUGCACACUCAUUUGAAUGAAAAAAUUAACCAUUUCAAUUUUGAUUGUUGUUUUUACGAAAGCAAAACAUAGAGUAAAAUGCGGACAACAUGUUUACGUUUUUGAUGAUAAUUAGCGCAACCUAAACGAUUCUGCUUGGACCAGCUGUCGCAUCUGAAUUAAGGGCUUGCGCACUAAUUUGAUUGGAGAAAAAAAAAGUCAUUUUCAUUUUCAAUUAUUGUUUUAUGACAGCAGGAGAAUGCAGACAACAUGUUUACGUUUUUGAUGAUAAUUAGCACAACCUAAACGAUUCUGCUUGAACCAGCUGUUGCAUUUGAGCGAAAAUUUUUUUGUCAAUUUCAAUUUAAAGUAUUGUCUUUUACGAAGGAAGAAUAUGGAGUAAAAUGCGGGCAACACAUUUAUUUUUUGACGAUAAUUAACGUAACCUGAACGAUUCUGCUUGGACCAGCUGCCGCAUCUAAAUUACGGACUUGCACAUUCAUUUGACCGAAAAAUAAAAUUUUCAAUUUUAAUUUUUGUUUUACGAAGGAAAAACAUGCAGGAGAAUGCAGUCAACAUGUUCACGUUUUUGACGAUAAUUAGCAUAACCUAAACGAUUCUGCUUGGACCAGCUGUUGCAUUUGAGCAAAAAAAUUAAAGGCAAUUUAAAUUUAAAGUAUUGUCUAACAAAGGCAGAAUAAUAUAAAGUAAAAUGAGGGAAACACAUAGAUUUACACAUUUAUUUGACUGAAAUAAAUACCAUCUUCGGUUUUAAUUAUUGUUUUACAAAGGCAAAACAAGGAGGAGAAUGCUUACAAUAUGUUUGUUUUUGACGACAAUUAGUGUAACCUAAACUAUUCUUCUUAGAUCAGCAAUUCCAUUUGAGCGAAUUUUUUUUAAGUCAAUUUAAAUUUAAAGUAUUGUCUUACGAAGGUAGAAUAUGGAGUAAAAUGCGGGCAACACAUUUAUUUUUGACGAUAAUUAACGUAAUGUUAACAAUUCUGCUUGAACCAGCUGUCGCUUUUUAAUUAAGGACUUGCACACUGAGUUGUCUGAAAAAAUACCAUUUUCAAUUUCAAUGAAUGUUUUACGAAGGCAGAACAUGGAGGAGAAUGCAGGCAACAUGUUCACGUUUUUGACAAUAAUUUUUCGUAAUCUAAAUGAUUCUGCUUGGACCAGUUGUCCCAUCUAAAUUAAGGACUUGCGCACUUAUUUGACUGAAAAAAAAACAUUUUCAAUUUCAAUUAUUGUUUUACGAAGGCAAAACAUGGAGGAGAGCAACAUGGUUACGUUUUUGACGAUAAUCAGCAUAACAUAAACGAUUCUGCUUGGACCAGCUGUUGCAUCUAAAUUAAGGACUUGCGCAUUUAUUUGACAGAA